Molecule: messenger RNA, 3702 nt
Organism: Oldenlandia corymbosa var. corymbosa
Lineage: Eukaryota; Viridiplantae; Streptophyta; Magnoliopsida; Gentianales; Rubiaceae
Source: the annotation of a GenBank genome assembly
AAUUUUUUAGUAGUUCGAGUGUGAAAAUUCAACUCCCUAAAAUCUCAAUGUGUCCCUUUCAAUCUUCCCUUCACUUCCAUUCAAACCCCAUCAUAAUCAAUCUUCAAAAAACUUAAAACCAAAAAAAAAAAAAGAAAAAAAAAGCAAAGAAGCAGUCAAGAGUGGUUUUUGCUGACUUCCCUUCCCUCUCUUUCUUUGGGUUUCCGUGUCCGCGUCUUCUAAUUGGUUCUAUUACUCGGUCAGCCCCCAGCCCACUUUGCUGUUUCAUCACAUUUCACUGACGAAUUUUGAUAAUUCGCCCUCUUGGAAAAAUAAAAAUUUGCUGAAUCUUGAUUAUUCUUGGUAAACCAUAUUGAAAUUUACUGUAAUCUAAUCCCAUUUGUGUUGGCCGAUCAACAUUGCAUCUUUACAGGUAAGGCGUAAAAAUCUUGCCUUUUUUUGCUGUUUCGGUUGUGGAAAUUUGGUUUCUUGAAAUGGGGGGAGUGUGCUCAACUGGGGUGAGCAAGAAGAGUAGGUUUGAGUCAGAUAUAGAUGCGGGUUACCACCAUGAAAAUCAUCAGAAGAAUUAUUCUGGGUUUUCUGGGAAUCUCAAAAAGGGCAAGGCUUCAGGUGGAAAGCAGCAGAAUAAGAUUGAUGAUUCUUCUAAUGCAUAUUCCGAUUUUGAGUUUGCGGACAUACCUUCUAAUAAUUUGUAUGAUUCCGGCGAGCUGAAAAUUUCCAUUUCCAGAGAAUUAAAGCCUUCCACACCUGCUAGGACACCGACACCUCCCAAGGUAAUACAUAUACUAUAUUUGCUUCUUAUGUAAUUUUUCACAUUUUGAUGAGUCUAAUUCGUGUAGAUUCGUUUUUAAACAAUCUAUUUGUGAGCUUCAUUGUUCAUAUACCGUCUGCUUAAAUUUGAUAUAUAGAAGUAGAUCGUUUUCCAUAAUUUUCUGGUUGGCUAUUGUGGAGGUUAGAAAUAGGUACAAUGUACACGACUGUGGCUUCGGGCUGUUUUGCGGACUAUGGAUAACUAUAUGUAUUAUCUCACAACUGAGGGGAUCAAGUUUAGAUUCUGUUGGAAAUCGUCAUCUAUGCUAUGACCAUAGUUUGUGGAAAAGACUGUUUGGAAGGUUGGGUUAACUUUUGAUGUGUCGUUUAAGUACAAAUUUGAAGAAGGUAGAUGCAUAAAUACAAUGAAGCUUUAAUAGAUGCCAUGGAGAAAGUGAUAUCUGGAAAACAACGAAGCUGGACUGAAGCUGCAGAAGAAGUAGAAGAAUUGUGGAAGAUUUGAAUGUUAUUAAUUUAUUAGCUGCAAUUUGAUCCACAAUCUGGGAAUCUGCUGCUUUGUCCAUCAAGCAAUCAAGAAUUAUGACCUUGAUGGUAAUGAUUUUUUUCCAGAGAAGUUUAGGGGUUUAUGCGAGUGAAGCAAAAAGUUCAGUCAGGGACAGUAAGCUUGGUCUUUUGACUUCUUUUGUAUUAUGUUUAUCUACCAUCAGGCAAAGUUCUUAUCCAAUGUCACUCUGAAAGUCCUGGUAAACUCAGCUUUUGCAAAUACUAGAAAUUCCCUUUUGCAAGUCUUCCUCAGUUCUGGCGAAAGCAGAUAUUACAUGCUUCGGUCAUGCAUAAAAUUACCAGAGCUAACACUUAUCGAUAUAUUGAGAUUGUCUCUUCCCUGCAAAAUGAAGCCACUAUCCUGUUGGGUUUAUCGGCAUCUAAUAGAUAUGUCUGCUAGAUUGGUUUUGGCAGCAUCUGGACAAGCAUUGCUUGUGAAUUGUGAAUUGUGUUCCUAUAAUGCACUUUAUACUGACAUGGGCUUUUGCAUAAAAAAUAUAAGAAAUCUGAAAGUUUCAGCCCUCAGAUAUUGAAAUGUGCAAACGUGAAACAUGUUAAGAGUGUAGUUCAGCAAGUUCCCAAGAAACACUAAUUCGGAGAACCUUUUUGUGGUUACAGCUGUUUGGCAUUGCUUAGAAGUGAGUUUUGAGUAUGAGUGCUGGUUCAAGAACUUGGUUGGCAAAUAAUGCAGGAAGUUUAUCUGCUAUGAAAUGCAUAUUUGUUGUAAAUUGCAAGUUCUUCAUCAUCAUUUUUUGAACCAUAGUUUGCAGAUAGACACAGUAUGACGAUUCUUAUGUCUACUUCUUGUGGUGACAGGGGACUCAAGUUAGCUCUUUCCUUGGCAAGGCAGGAUUAGCAGGACUAGAAAAGGCAGUUGAUGUGCUCGAUACAUUGGGUAGCAGCAUGUCAAAUUUAAAUAACAGCGGAUUUAUUGGUGCUGUGGCUUCAAAAUCAAAUAAAAUAUCUAUUUUGGCAUUUGAAGUUGCCAAUACUAUAGCCAAAGGAGCAAAUUUGUUGCAAUCACUUUCUGAAGAAAAUAUUCACUACUUGAAAAAGGAGAUUCUACCUUCAGAAGGGGUGCAAUUGCUGGUUUCCACAGACAUGAAGGAGCUGCUCAGCAUUGCUGCCGCUGACAAAAGGGAAGAAUUUGAUGUCUUUUCCCGUGAGGUAAUCAGAUUUGGAGAUUUGUGUAAAGACCCUCAAUGGCACAACCUUGGUCGAUUUUUCUCAAAGUUGGACUCUGACCCUAUCAGUCCCAAGCAGCCUAGAGAAGAAGCAAAACUUACAAUGCAAGAAUUGACAACACUUGCUCAACACACUUCCGAAUUAUAUCAUGAAUUACAUGCUUUGGAUAGGUUUGAACAAGAUUACCGUCGCAAGCUUGAGGAAGUGGAGUCCUUGCAUCUACCUCGUAAAGGAGAAAGUCUCAUGAUGUUGCACAGUGAGCUGAAACAUCAAAGAAAGCUGGUCAGGGGCUUGAAAAAAAAAUCUCUUUGGUCUAAAAGUUUGGAAGAGGUUGUGGAGAAGCUGGUUGAUGUAGUUACCUUUAUCCUUCAAGAGAUUUCAGAGGUUUUUGAAGACAAUGGUUUGGUUUCGGGUGGCAAAGAGUACAAAGUGGAAAGACUUGGUGUUGCGGGUCUUGCUUUACAUUACGCAAAUUUAGUUACUCAAAUUGACAACAUUGCCUCACGCCCAACCUCCCUUCCUCCAAAUAUGAGAGAUACUUUAUACAAUGGAUUGCCUCCUACCAUCAAGAGUGCUCUUCGCUUUCGGUUACAGACCGUUGAUAUAAAAGACGAGCUUUCGGUUCAUGAAAUAAAGGCCGAAAUGGAGAAAACACUACAGUGGCUUGUUCCAGUAGCUGCGGACACCACAAGAGCACAUCAAGGCUUCGGAUGGGUUGGAGAGUGGGCAAACACAGGGAAUGAGUUUGGGAAGAAAACAAGCACAACUAGUAAUAUCAUCCGCUUACAGACCCUGUAUCACGCUGAUAAGAAGAAGAUGGAUUCGUACAUCCUCGAAUUAGUAACUUGGCUUCACCGUUUGAUCAGCCUGGUCCGGUAUAGAGAUAAUGGAGCCAAGGUGGUUGUCCCAACUCGGUCACCAGCAGCUAACAAGGGACUGCAAGGGAUUCCGGGGAACAAAAAUGGUAAAGUCCGCAGUGCACACAUUUCAUUGGAAGAUAGGAAUUUAUUGAAUGAAGUGACUAGGAGGCGAAAAAUGGUUCCGGUCCGAAGCAAAAGCCAAGAAUUCCUUGUAACUAAGAAAGCAAGAUCGAAAAUCUGGGCAUUGAGUAGGAGUACAGGAAGCUCCCCAAGAGUAGAGUUGGGACAUCAACCAAAAGCUAAUGUUUUAGACAUACUAGAUGGGCUAGAUACAUCAUUUUGA